UAUUUACUUGUCACUUGUCAUACCUAUGGAAAGUUAUUUACUAUUUGAACGUCAAAGUAGAAAAAUAUAAAUUUGGAUGAAAUUAUGUUGAAAUUUCAUUUAAAAAUCUCUGAAUAAAAUUCAGAGUUAAAGCACAAAUAAUGUCUGAUACUGAAAAUUUAUUAAAAUUAUUUCUAGAUGGUUCUCAUAGCAAUGAAUUUGAGAAUGAUGGUCAUAUUCAGGAAUAUUUAUCAAAGCUAGGAACGUACAAGGUUGAAAAUUUGUUGAAGGAACCUGAUAGAUUGAAGAAUGAAGCCAUAAUUCUUAAAGAACAAAUUCAGGAAUUAGCUGUCACAAAUUACAAAACAUUUAUAGAAACUGCUGAAUGCUCAAAAGAGCUCUACUUUCAUUUUAAUGCAAUCGAAAAUAAAGUGGAUCAGCUCUUGGUGGAUAUACCAAAAUUUGAGAAAAAUUGUAUUGAUUUUGGGGAAAAAUCAAGUGGAAUAAAUGAUUUGAGAAAAUUGAACACUUCUACUCUGGCCAAAAGUGCAAAACUUCUUGAAAUCUUGGAACUGCCACAAUUAAUGAACUCAUUUUUAAGUGACGGACUCUAUGAAGAUGUCUUAGAAUUGGCUGCCUAUGUUAGAAAAUUACAUCAUAAGCAUCCAGAUAUAUCUAUUUUCAGUAAUAUUGCUGCUGAUGUCGAUAAAGCAUGGCUUCGAAUGUUACAUCAGCUUCUCUCCCAGUUGAGAGAAGAUGUUUCUUUACCAAAAUGUCUACAAAUAAUUGGUAUUUUAAGAAGAAUGGAAAUAUUUACAGAGCCAGAAUUACGAUGGAAGUUUCUGCAGUCGAGGAAUUGUUGGCUGAACCAUUGUUUGAAGGAGAUUCCAAAGCAAGAAGUUGAUCAUCAUUUAACAAAAAAGAUAGAAGUUAUAAGAGUGAAAUUGUUCAAUAUACUAACACAGUACAGAGCAAUUUUUAAUGAUGAUGAGCAUAGUCCGUUGAUGCAUAUCACAGAGAAUAAAAAUAUUAAUCAGAAUAUUAUUGUGUUCAGUUGGGUGAAAGACAAGAUUUCAGAAUUCUUCACAAUCCUUGACAAAGAUCUAGAAGGGGUAACUUCUAUUGAAUCUAUUAUGGACCAGUGCAUGUAUUUCGGUUCUUCUUUCAGCAAAGUGGGAUGUGAUUUCAGACCAAUGAUGGUGCCUAUGUUCACCUCAGUUAUUCAGAAAAAAUUCACUAAAUCGGUCGAAGAUGCUUCCAGGAAUUUUGCAAAGAACAUCGACAAAUUCACCCUUAUUGAUAAAAACCACCCCAAUAUUCAAUGGAAGACAAAUAAAGAAGAUCAAAUGCAACCACCUGAUAGUUUACUGGAAUUUUAUCCAUUGGCUGAGUAUUUGAAUAAUAUCUUGACUACUUUGAACAAUUUGAGGUUAUGUGCACCCAUAGCCAUUGUGAAUGACGUGGUGAUGAAUCUCCAGGAAUCCUUAGUAUUCAUAUCAGAGUCACUGCUGAAAUUAUACACUCAGGAGCAUCAAGCAUUCACAACCUCUUCAAAAGAUGCCUUCACUAAAUUAUGCAUGGCGUUUUACGACGAACUGGUCCCCUUUAUUCAAAAAUGUAUUCAUGUGAUUUACCAGCCAAGUCAGAUAGCUUCCAAGCUCGGUGUGAGUGUUAACGCAUUGCAAAAAGAAAAUAUUACAUUUUUGGAUAAAUCAGUUAUAAUUUCCCAUAUAAAACAUUUACUUCCUGCGAAAACUGAACCUGAUAUAAUCAACAUUAUGAAUGAACAUGAAGAAAUAUUGCAAGAUGUUACAAAUUGAUAAUUAUAGAGUAUUUUACCACGUU
Leptinotarsa decemlineata (Colorado potato beetle) is the source of this 1824-nucleotide messenger RNA. It is a transcript of the gene Cog8, whose product is annotated as conserved oligomeric Golgi complex subunit 8. Gene Ontology annotation, cellular component: COG complex. Gene Ontology annotation, biological process: intra-Golgi vesicle-mediated transport. Lineage: Eukaryota; Metazoa; Arthropoda; Insecta; Coleoptera; Chrysomelidae. The record is from RefSeq and is a predicted model, not a curated record.